Messenger RNA from Verruconis gallopava, 1310 nucleotides. RefSeq lists its product as uncharacterized. Lineage: Eukaryota; Fungi; Ascomycota; Dothideomycetes; Venturiales; Sympoventuriaceae. Gene Ontology annotation, molecular function: oxidoreductase activity. Bases 163 to 1203 code for a protein of 346 amino acids. The record is from RefSeq and is a predicted model, not a curated record. The transcript has a single exon.
GGUCAUACUUACUCACCAUGAGGAUGAAGUCAAGUAUAUGGUGUGACAACCCAUUUUUAUGUGCCCAUAGGUAUUAGUUUCGUUUGCUCUUUAACAAGUCAUAAGUGACUUUUGCUCCUCUUUUCUCUCAAGACAAAUGUGUUGGGUCGACAACACAGCAAUAUGUCUGGACCUAACACGAUGAGCGCAUGGCGCUACUCCACUGCGUAUGGUGGUCUUGAAAAAAACUUACGCGCAGUAUCAGAUGCUCCCAUUCCAUCGCACGACAAACUUAGGUCGAAUCAGAUAAUUGUUCGCGUUCGCGCGGCAUCGAUCAACCCAAUAGACUACAAAAUGGUUGAGAUUCCAGUUGUGGGAUCUCACAUGGCUAAAAUGCCAGCAACACCGGGAAAGGACUUUUCUGGUGAUGUGGUACAUGUGAGCGCGAGCAAUUCCACAGGACUCUCAGAAGGACAACGUGUGUUUGGUCGCCUUCAUGGACAGCCCAGUCUGGGAGCGCUAGCUCAGUACAUACUGGUCAAUGUUGGUGUAGACGCCUGUGUUGCACUUCCUGAUGGGGUGAGCUAUGAAUCCGGCGCUGCGGUAGGAACAGCGGGAAUGGCUGCAUUGCAAAGCAUUCGGCCUUUCUUACCGGAGAAAGAAGGCACUGUGCUCAUCAAUGGAGGUUCUUCCGGUGUGGGCACAUGGGGAAUUCAAUUCGCAAAAGCCCUUGGUGCAAAGGAUAUUGUUACAACAUGCUCAGCUUCCAGUGUCGACUUUUGCACCACGUUAGGCGCCACCGAAUGUAUUGACUACCGAAGCACCGAUAUCGUGGACGUUUUGAAGAAGAAGGGACAGGUCUUUGACGUUGUAGCAGACUUCAUCGGAACACCAACAAACCUGUACAAAGAAUGUCAUCAUUUUCUCAAACCAACGGGAUAUUUCAACCAGAUUGGUGCCUCGCCGUCAUUUUCAGGGGUGACUCGUUUGUGGUUUUCACAAUAUCAGCCAAGCUGUCUUGGUGGUGGAAAGCGAAAUUUUGCAUUUCUCAGAAGCCAAAACGAGAAAGAGGAUUUCGAGCUUGUGGGCAAAUGGCUGCAAGAGGGCAAAGUCAAGGCAAUAAUUGACAGCACCUUUGAGUGGACGGAUGCAAUAAAUGCGUACAAGAAGUUAAAAACUGGAAGAGCAAAGGGGAAAAUCAUUGUUAAAGGGAUUGCAACCUAAGCUUGGGACAAUGCGAGCAUUGGUAACGCAUUCUAAAAACAAAAACACUGGGAAAACAUCUUAUAAUAAGAUUCUUGUAACAAUCUGAAGAUCACACAUAGAGUAGG